CAAAUGUGUGUCUUGUGAAUAGCUAAAUGGUCUUCACACAGCAAAUGUUUGGUUGAAACGGCAGAACAUGAACGUCCACUAUAUGUGGAGACGUCACAGAAUAGCGUACCAAAGCUGCUCCCUUUGAGCUAGUGAUGCAGAAAAGACCUAUCUUUGUUUAGAAAAUGAUUUUCAAAGAUCCAAUACAAAAAAUGGCCAUAAAGCUGAUAUUUAUUACAGCACAGGCAAUAAUAAAUAGUAACACUAUAGAGACAGUAAAGCGUUAUUGUUACAUAAAUCAAUGAGUACACAUUCACAGAAUGAUUUUAAGUUGGUGCACAGUCUCAGGACAAGACGAACCUGGCGUGUCCAAUAUAGGUUGCUAUUGAAAGCUUUCCCCUGAUGCUUGUCUUAAAAGGAUACUCUACAUGCCAUAACUGCUCAGACGUACUAAAGUUGAUUCACCCUGUGGCGGAACUUACCACCAAUUUCAUGUUUUUUCCCCUCAUUUUGGCUGUUUUACCCUUUUCUGUUCAGGAGUACUGCAUACAAACGAUAUCCAUUCGUCUCCCAAACAAGGACCACCCCUGUACUCCAUUAGAACGUUCACAACAGCAACUUAAGUUCGAAAUCGCAAGGGAAGUAAUUAAUGAAUGCUGCCCCUGGGUGGCCCGCCAUUUCAAUAACCAAACGCACGUGGUCGACAAAAGAAUGGCAGCCAUCUUUUCUCCUGAACGUGGGCAGCGGUACUUGGUCGUCCAGUGCCUGGAACGCUUUUUGGCGAGACACUCGCAUGAACAGCCGUAAAGAUUACAACGCUGUAUGUUCCAUUUCCCGACCACCUAUACGAACGACGUUCGGGAGAUAUGAACUACCGAACAGGGGGAGCAUUUGUAUGCUGAAACACACAGGAACCGCCGAACAGAGAUCGACCAGGACACCUACUUCCCUGGAACUGUUUUGGACUACCGCCUUGUGUCCAGCCAGUCAAAACUUUACCUUUCACCGAACCGAUCUGAUAGGAUUGGAUAGGUUAUACAGUCAGAUCGGGCUAUCCGGGGAUGUACUUUUUGUGGGGUUCCUGAGUAUGGUGGGGGGCACUUUUGGGGUACUGUAUAUUUUGUAUGGAUUUUCUGUACCUCAGAGAUAAUUGGAUUAUAGACUAUUCUCACGCAAUUAUCUCUCAGGCACAGAGGAUCCUGGGAUUGAAAACCCUGUAUUUGUGUGUUGGAGACCACAUGUAGGGGUCUAGGCAUAAAAGCCGAGUGGCCUGAAUAAAAUCAGUUGACUCCCAGAACUAUGUUUCGUCUGGUUACCGGGGGAAUGGAUGUCUGCAGGUUUUAAUGGUUCCAGAGUAGCUGAGUGAAGGCAUUAGCGGAGGUAACCGGUCGGGUUACCUGUGAUCCGCUACACACCCUAACUCAGUGCUAUACCCAGCUCUAUACUUAGCCUCACUCAGUGCUACAUCCAGCCUCAUUCACACUCAUUCAGUGCUAUAACCACCCUGACUCAGUCCUGUACCUAACCUUAUUUACCCUCACUCAAUGCUAUAACCAGCAUCAUUCACACUCAGUGCUAUACCUGGCCUCACUCAGGGCUACACCCGGCCUCAUUCACAUUCACUCAGGGCUAUACCUAGCCUCAUUCACACUUGCUGAAUGCUAUACCUAGCCUCAUUCACACUCGCUCAAUGCUAUACCAAGCCUCAUUCACACUCGCUCAAUGCUAUACCUAAGCCUCAUUUACACUCGCUCAAUGCUAUACCUAGCCUCAUUUACACUCGCUCAAUGCUAUACCUAGCCUCAUUUACACUCGCUCAAUGCUAUACCUAGCCUCAUUCACACUACGCUCAAUGCAUGCUACCCUAGCCUCAUUUACACUCGCUCAAUGCUAUACCUAGCCUCAUUUACACUCGCUCAAUGCUAUACCUAGCCUCAUUUACACUCGCUCAAUGCUAUACCUAGCCUCAUUUACACUCGCUCAAUGCUAUACCUAGCCUCAUUUACACUCGCUCAAUGCUAUACCUAGCCUCAUUUACACUCGCUCAAUGCUAUACCUAGCCUCAUUCACACUCGCUCAAUGCUAUACCUAGCCUCACUCACACUCGCUCAAUGCUGUAGCCAGUCUCAUUCACACUCAGUGCUACACCUAGCCUCACUCACACUCAGUGCUACACCUAGCCUCACUCACACUCAGUGCUACACCUAGCCUCACUCACACUCAGUGCUACACCUAGCCUCAUUCACACUCAGUGCUACACCUAGCCUCAUUCACACUCAGUGCUAUACCUAGCCUCACUCACACUCGCUCAAUGCUAUACCUACCCUCAUUCACACUCGCUCAAUGCUAUACCUAGCCUCAUUCACACUCACUCAAUGCUGUAGCCAGUCUCAUUCACACUCAGUGCUAUACCUAGCCUCAUUCACACUCAGUGCUACACCUAGCCUCACUCACACUCAGUGCUAUACCUAGCCUCACUCACACUCGCUCAAUGCUACACCUAGCCUCACUCACACUGGCUCAAUGCUACACCUAGCCUCACUCACACUCGGUGCUAUACCUAGCCUCACUCACACUCGCUCAAUGCUACACCUAGCCUCACUCACACUGGCUCAAUGCUACACCUAGCCUCACUCACACUCAGUGCUACACCUAGCCUCACUCACACUCAGUGCUACACCCAGCCUCACUCACACUCAGUGCUACACCCAGCCUCACUCACACUCAGUGCUACACCCAGCCUCACUCACACUCAGUGCUACACCCAGCCUCACUCACACUCAGUGCUACACCCAGCCUCACUUGUCCUCAAGUAGUUGUGGUCCUGGCACUGUUUGUCUCCCGGCAUGCCGCGCGGUGGCUGCAGUGGUUGUGGUGGUGUCGGCCGGUCUCCCGGCAUGCCGCGCGGUGGCUGCAGUGGUUGUGGUGGUGUCGGCCGGUCUCCCGGCAUGCCGCGCGGUGGUUGUGGUGUUAGUCAGUCGGUCUCCCGGCAUGCCGCGCGGUGGUUGUGGUGUUAGUCAGUCCGUCUCCCGGCAUGCCGCGCGGUGGUUGUGGUGUUAGUCAGUCGGUCUCCCGGCAUGCCGCGCGGUGGUUGUGGUGUUAGUCAGUCCGUCUCCCGGCAUGCCGCGCGGUGGUUGUGGUGUUAGUCAGUCGGUCUCCCGGCAUGCCGCGCGGUGGUUGUGGUGUUAGUCAGUCCGUCUCCCGGCAUGCCGCGCGGUGUUUGUUUGUCUCCCAGCAUGCCGCGCGGCUCCCCCCUCCCGGAAGUGCUCGGCUCUCAGUGCAGGCAUUUCCGCUGAGGUCACCGGCCGGACUCCAUUAGUGCUGCGGCUGAGGGCAGCUCCUGUGACAGCCCCGAGCGGCGGAUCCCCCUCCCUCCUCCCCGCUCCCCUCACCUCCUCCCGGGAGGGGGACACUCAGCUCGGCCCCCCCGGACACCAACCACGGCCGCUCCCCGUGACAGAACUCUGGCCUCCGCUUCCUCCUCCUCCGACUCGGACACCGCAUCACCUCCCCCGCGGAAGAAACCCCGAGCCUCGGCGGCGGAGGAGGCAGGAGAGCCCGGGGCUUCGGCGGCCAUCGCAGGCCAGGCGGCGCGGGGCGGCAUGCAGGCUAACGGGGCAGUGGGUGCGGGGGCUGCGGACCCGGCGUCGGCGGCAGGGAGCGGCUCCCCCUCCUGUCUGACGGCUCACAACGGGGAGACCUCGGCCGGGGACAUCGCUCACUCCAACGGCCUCAACAGCAGCAACGGGCUCCCGGGGGCCUCCUCCGCCGAGCAGCCCGGCCUCAGGAAGAAGAAACGGCUGAGCCAGGCCGAGGAGGACGUGAUCCGCCUCAUAGGACAGCACCUCACCGGCCUGGGCCUCGAGUGAGUGUCUGCCUGCCUGCCUGGGGGGGGGAGGGAGAGAGUGAGGGUCCGGAGGCUCACUGAGUGUCUGCCUGUCUGGGGGGGAGGAGUGAGUGUCCGGGGACCCCCUGAGUGUCUGCCUGGGAGGGGGAGGAGUGAGUGUCCGGGGACCCCUGAGUGUCUGCCUGGGAGGGGGGAGGGGAGGAGUGAGGGUCCGGGGAACCCCUGGGAGUGUCUGGCCUGUCUGGGAGGGAGUGAGUGUCCGGGGACCCCUGAGUGUCUGCUGGGAGGGGGAGGGAGUGAGUGUCCGGGACCCCCUGGAGUGUCUUCGUCUGGGGCAAAGAGAGUGUCCGGGGACCCCCGAGUGUCUGCCGCCUGGGAGGGGGGGGGGAGGAGUGAGUGUCCGGGGACCCCCUGAGUGUCUUUCUGGGGAGUGUGUGUCCGGGGGCUCACUGAGUGUCUGUCUGAGGAGUGAGUGUCCGGGGACCCCCUGAGUGUCUGCCUGAGGAGUGAGUGUCUGUCCGGGGAGUGAGUGAGUGAGUGUCUGCCGAGUGAGUGUCCGGGGCUCACUAAGUGUCUGUCUGGGGAGUGAGUUACCGUAAGCAAGGACUUCAGACUUGAACGAGUCCCCGUGUAGACAGGCCACUCAUUGGAUGUUGAGUGAGUGGACUAAAACGGCCUGAAUCUCGAGUGUGUGUCCAUACAUAUAUAAAGGCCUGAGCCUCGAAUGACGGUGUAAACAAGGGCCUGGACCAAGUCCCUGACUGUUUACUGGCAAUGAGUGACUGUAAACAAGGGCCUGAAGUGUAGUGUACAGGGGGUGAGUGGAUGCCUGAGUGUUUUGGGUUAUGCUUGAGUUUGCCAGGCUCCAUGGGAGUGAGAGUCUACUAUUGAGCCUGACAUAUGAUUCUGUAUUCAGUCUCUCUGUGUGCAGGACAAGACUGUCAGUGUAUCAUCUGGGACCUCAUCUGUUAAUAUAGUACUAUCUAUUCCGCUGCUUAUUGUGAGGAGAAAAUUGAGUAAUAAAAGUGUAUUCAUUAAAGUGUUUGAUUCCCUAAAUAUUGAGUUGAAAAUGUAAUCCAACAUUGCAGGUCUACCCAGGGCUAUCUAUCAAUUACAAUGCCUUGGGCUCAAGUUAGUGUCUGGACUCCGGGUAUUAAUCUCAAAAUGUCUCUAUACAAAGACUAUGCUUUUCACUGUUUGUAUGUAAUCGAUACACAAACACUCACAGAAAUAGUGAACUAUAUGCAUAAAGAGAGGGACAGGUAGGGCCUCAAUUGAGUUUGUGUAAAUAAUACCUGUGUCACUACUAACUUCAAAUACUUUGCCUGGACCUCUAGUGAGUAUGCAUGGCCUGAGACAGAACACCUAUUCUGUAUAGAAACCUGUAACUGCAUAAUGUACAAAACAACUGUAGUUGUAUAGAGAGUAUGAGACUUCCAGAACCCAUCUAUUCACAGCACAAUACGUGCAAGCCCUCUGUGAAUGUGAAGAAACCUCUUUACUGCGAGGUACGGCUCUGAAUUCAGUGUCCAUAAUUACAAAGAGAAUCCCUAUAUGGUGAAUUCACUAUUUAAAUCCAGAAUGUUGUAUCAAAACCAAUGAAGCUCAAGGGAGUUUGUGUUGAGAUGCUAGGGAAUUGUGAGCAUCUGCAUGUACAUAAGGAGGUCUGUUUGACAUCAAAAUAAAUAUAUAUAUAUCUCAAGGCCUGGGCUUGAAUUUUGCACCUGCAUAUAACGUUUGCAUCCACUACAGGGGUAUAGUGAUUUAUGGCCUGGUUUCCAUGUUUAAGUAUAAGAGCUGAUCAUCUUUCUGCGAUUGUCUCAUUACAUAUUUGAGCAUAGUCCUAUACCUUAUUUUGUGAAGAUACCUGCUAUAUUGGUUGAUAUUUUACAAAUAUAAGUUUAUUUUAGUUGUGUGUGUUUGAAGGAUCAAUAAAACUCACUGUGUGUGUGUAUGUAUAUCAAGAUCUGUUUAUGGUAUGCAAGGAGACAGAUGUUGAUGGAUGACUUAAAACCCCUGUCUAUUUACAACAAGGCUCACAUCAAGUCAUUCUUAUCUGAACGAAUAACACACAUAAUUGUAUAUGUUCUUCUGCUUGGUCCUUUAUAUUUCUCUGUACAGGUACUUAGAACUGUUUGGUUAUCUGCGCUCUAGUUGGAGUAAUAUUGACAUAAAAAUAUUGUGUGGUUUUAUUUUGGAUGUGAUUAUGCUAAUCUCAGUAAUUAUAAGGUGGAUGAAUGUUCUGGGCCUGUACAGACUAACACCUUAACAACCAGGGUUUAGGCAAAUCUAUUUGUAUCAUGAUUAGCCUGGCAUGUCACUGCUGCUUAAGGGUUAAUGUGUAGUCUGAAAUGUGUGUUUAAACAGAUGGUCUUUCACUUGCUCAGGCAUGCAGUAUAUGUCAUCCCUCAAAUGCAGAGCUCUAGAUAGAAUGGACCAGGCCUUGUUUUACCUGUCCUACAAAUCAUGUGAUCACUUGCAGUAUUUGUAUUUUGGAAAUUGUGCAUUGGUGUUGGUCUUGAGUCAGCCAAUUAUGAACACAAUUGAUUGUUUAUGGAGGGGAUUGUUUUCUGUCUCUGUGUGUAUACAUUGUAACAGACUGGAAUGUGCUAGUAGCUGCUAAUGCAUGGGAAUUAUUUUGAGCGGCACACCUUAUGUUCUUGUUGUUCCAUAUAUUAAUUUUGAAGGGUGUUCGCUUUGCCUGUUUAGCAGAUUUUGGGAUUUAUAUUGUCACAGUAUUUCUAAAUUAAUUUCAUGUCCAUCUCAAAACACUUGUAUGGCUGUUGCUAUGAAGUCUGCAAAUGUAACCAUCUUCUUGUAAAGAUAGCUUUUCAUUUGGGCAUGUCCCUGUGUAUUGCAAUGUUUUCAUUUUGCUUCGAGCAUCGAAGAGGUUAAUGAAUGCCUGCCCCCUAAAGGUUGUUAAGGGAGGGUGAUGUUUACAUCUAGUAGUGGGUCUAGGAAGAGGAGGCCUUACACAGUCCUGGUGACACUGUAGAGGAGGAGGGUUGCUUAGUGCUGUAUGUUGGGGGAGGUGCAGGAUUAGAGGAAUCCGUGGACUCUGGGGGUCUUACUGCCAUCUGAGGGAAUAAAUAUGUCUGUUGAUCCUUUUAUUACAUAAUUAGUCUCUUCACUGCAGCGUUUUACAAAGUAAUGCCAGUCUUGCUCAAUAUGAGAAUGAUACGUGUACACAAUGGGCUGUAUCUUUAGUUAACCAGUUAGUGAAUAUGAUUGAAGAUGUCUUGUCUUCAACUUCAUAACAACCUCUCAUUUCUUUUUACUAAAAUCUAUUGUGCUGUCUGUUCAAUGUAGAGUACAUUCAGCAUGGAACACUUUAUAGCUACUAGGCUGUAAAAUCAUCUGGUUUUAAACACUCUUAUAAUAAUGAUGACGUGCCAACUGAUGUCAGGAUUUAGAUUAUAUUUGCGAUCAGAACACCACAUCACCCAGUUUGUUAGGUGUCAUGGUUGUGUGCAUGUCAGAUCAGGGGAACUCGCCACCAAAUAUCAGGGGUUUUGUGCGUAUAAUCAGGGACCCCCCCAUGCCUGAUUUCAGUGGUGGCGUGUUUUUCACCACCCAAUAUCAGGGAUUGUGAGAGAUUUGGGAAACUCGACACCUCAUGUCAGGGUGUGUGGAUAUUUACGUGUAAAAUCCUCACAACCCCUUAGGGUUUGUGUGUGAAAACAGGGAAACCCAACACCCAUUGUAGGGAUAGUCUGUGUGAGAUUAUGUAAACUUGCCAACUAAUGCCAUUUUGUGCCUGGUUAGGAAAACUCGCUGCUAUGCCAAGGAAGUGUGUAUCAUACAUGCUUAGGCAAGAAAUAUAUAUAUAUAUAUAUAUAUAUAUAUAUAUAUAUAUAUAACUCCAUCAGUACCAGUAUACCAAGGUAUUUGCCUAACCAUGAUAUUGAAGAAGUUAGAGUACUUGAUUACACUCAGGAGUGAAAUGAAUAGGUCAUGGUAAGAUGUCUAGGUUUUUGACACUAUCUCUCUCUUACAGCCAGACAGUUGAUCUCCUCAUGCAAGAAUCAGGAUGUCGUUUAGAGCAUCCUUCUGCUACCAAAUUCCGUAAUCAUGUCAUGGAAGGGGAGUGGGAUAAGGUAAUUCUGGCACUGCAAUAACCCUUUAAUGUGAGAUCUUGGGGGAGGAUCUAUUGCUACUUUUGCAGGUUCUGUUAUUGCAUUGAUUCAUUUUGUUCGUUAAAAAUGAAUAUGAUUUAAGCCAACUUUGGAACCUCAAUUAUAUAACUUGUUUUUAUAUUUGUGUGUUUGGUUUUUUUGAAGGCUGAGAACGACCUAAACGAACUGAAGUCCUUGGUUCACUCUCCUCAUGCUAUUAUGGUAAGAUGUUUCUGAACACAGCUAACAGUUCUCUAUUGCCCAUUUCUUUCUCCAAGAUUCUUUAGGUUGGUUUUGUAUUAAAAAAAAUAGAAAUACAAUAAAAUGCAAGAGAUAUGUGUUACAAAGUAAUUGAAAGGUACGUUGAACAACGGUUUACACAGAAAGUCAGCAGAGCUUUUUAUGCCCAUAGAAUUACAUUGUCACAAAUCAUUUAUAGUUUCUGUGGAUUGGAGUCUCCCAUUGGGUCAAAUAGUUUCAGAUUUUUGGCUUUAAGGAGUGGCUAUAAGAUCCCGUUAUUGCAGUUCUGCAUCUAUGUAACGGUGAACGUCAAAAUCUGAUACACCAUAUUCGUAUAGUUCAAUUUAGGUAAAGAAAGUUCAAGGUUGUGGUGCUGGAUCAGGCAGAUGUAUGUGAAGUCAAUAGAGGGAUAUGUUAAUGAAAAUGCAGAAGGAUCUGUAGAGAACUCUCCCUCCCGCCCCCCGUGUGAUUCUUUACUAACCAAAGUUCCUCCCCUCCUUAGACAGAAUUAUGCAUAUCGUAGAAAAAAAGUUAAUUGCAAUCUUGUAAUAGGAAUUCUGCUACCAAGGAAAAGAUGUCUCUGGUCAGCCAAGGGUCCAGGUUUUAUGAAAUGGAUUUUUUUAAAAAAAUUUUUCUGAUUGCAGUUAGUGAAGGAAUCUCUUGUGUGGCCCUAAGUUCCCCUAUUGCCCUAUGGGUAGUUACCACUAUCAUUGCUGCGAGCUUAGUUUCAACCCUAUUAAAUGUAUCAAUUGAUUUGAAUUCUGUUCUGCUUCAUGCCCCUGUUUAUUUGUAGCCAACUACACAGCUUUACAACGAAAGGCAUUCUGUAAGUUAGACCCCACACAGAGAUGUGUAACAUUUGCAUUGAUACCUUGGCUGUGUUAAUACCUUCAGAUUGCCUGUUAAGUCUCAUUCUUUUUAUUUUUGUUGUAUUAAUUUGUGAAACUAUACAUGAACAUGUUGGCCCCAACUCUUCAUUGCUUGAGAUCCAUUUACAUUGCGCUGGAGUUUGCAUUUGAGAUUAAAAAAAACAGUUAUAGCAAACAAAUGGGUGCCGUUGUUCAUCUCCUAUGAUGCCUGGUCAGCCUGUGUUUCACCCCUAUUGCAUAUUGACAACCCAUAACUGAAAGUAUGAUCAAUGCCAUCUUAACAGUUCUCCAAUUCCUUUUUGUCAUAUAAAGUUCUAUUGUUAAUAUUACCAUUUGUAUAGCGCCAACAGAUUCCAUAGCACUUAACAAUAUUAUAAGAGGGGAAAUUUCACUAUAAAUAGGACAAUUACAAGAAAACUUACAGGAAUGAUAGGUUGAAGGGGACCCUGCUCAAAUGAGCUUAGUCUAUAGAAGGUUGGGUGUAAAACACACUAGGACAGGAAAGAGCAAUCAAAUAAGGUGGGAGUGAAUCAGAGCUGGAGGAGAAAGUAGAGUGCUGCCCUUUAGGAGAGGGAAAGAGACAGGUAUGUGUGGUAGAGGUUACUCUGGGAGGCCAUAAGCUAUCCUGAAGAGAUGGGUUUUAAGGCACUUCUUAAACAAUUGAAGACUAGGGGAGAGUCUGAUGGCAGUAGGCAGGCUAUUCCAUGAGAAGGGAGCCACCUGCGAGAAGUCCUGCGAGCAGUGGACGUGAGAAGGUUACGGGCAGAAUGGAGAGACCGAGAAGGGGCAUACCUAUGGAUCUGUGAAGAGAUGUGGGACUAGAAUUGGUCAUGGUUUUAUUGGUAUGGGUUAGCGCUUUGAACUGACUCCUAUAGGAUACAGGAAGCCAAUGUAAGGACUAUGAGAGGACCGACUAGAGAAGAAAAUCAGUCUGGCGGGAGCAUUCAUUACAGACUGGAGCGGGACAAUGCGGUUUUUGGGAAGACCAAUUAGGAGAGGGUUACAAUAAUCCAUGCAGGAAAUUACUAGAGCAUGGACAAGCUCCUUUGUAGCAUCUUGCAUAAAAAAGGGGUGGAUAAGGGCUAUGUUUUUAAGAUGGAAUCUACCGGACUCGAUAACAUGCUGGAUGUCAGGCUCAAAGGUAAGGCCAGAAUAAAGUAUGACACCAAGACUGUGCGCUUGCAAGGAUGGACUAAUGUGGUUACCACUAACUUGAAAAGAGCGUGAAAGAGGAGGAUCAGUAUUAGGAGGAGGAAAGACAAGGAGCUCAGUUUUAGAGAGAGUGAGUUUCAGAAAGCGGGAGGACAUUCAGUCAGAGGUGGAAGAAAGACAAGCAGUGACACGUUGCAGGACGGCAGGGGAGAGGUCCGGGGAGAAGAGAUAUAUCUGUGUGUCAUCAGCAUACGGGUGGUAGUGGAAUCCAAAAGAAGUAAUGAGUAUGGCAAGAGAGGCAGAAAAUAGAAGUGGACCAAGGACCGAGCCUUGGGGGACUCCAACCCCACAAUCCAUGGCAUCUGCUGUUGGCUCAGAUUUUGCAGACAUUAUCCACCCAUCAUUGGGCAGCAGUUAUGGUGGAUUAGCACAAAUCCAGAAGGAUAAUGUCAAAGUUCACUUUUCCAUUAUCUGAAGGGCUGGAAUGUCUGUGUUUUAUCUCUCCACCAAUAACCCUUACAUAAAGAUUUCUGCCCAGUGACCUUUAAUCUCUAUUAGUUUGUAUCUGGGAAUGGCCUUUUUGCUUUCAGAGUCUGCAAUUACAAGGCUAUUCAUUUAAGUGAGUUAUCAGGAAUUUAAAAUUUCACAUCAAUAUAGCUGAAUUGGAAACAUUCUGCAAGUCGGCUAUGCUUCCUGUUUGCCUUUUUUCGUCUAAAAUGUAGAAUUAAAUGAAUUACCUUUUGGGUUUUUUUUUUUAUUGGAUGUUUAGUGGCCAAGUCCUUCUGGAUCAUCCCUGUAGUCAAAGCAUGUCAAACUCGGACCAGAAGGACCAUCUUUUCGAGCUCCGUGUACAUGCUGGUGUUACAGCAGGGUAGGCACCUGCUUUCCCCACAUUGCAGGUGCCUACUCUAACACUUACACGGCCGGGGAGGAGGGCCAGCGAGGGAGCUCAGUGUUCCAGCUCCUCACUGCUCCCUCGCGCAUGCCGUCUGUAGUGAAGCCGGGCGCCGGAAUAUGGCAUCAUAUUCCAGCACCCAUCAUCCCUAAACCACGCAAGUGAGGAGUGGAUAGAAGGACCCCAAGGAGAUGCCCCACAUCAGCUCCAAAAGGUAGGGAGCAAUAAAGUAAAGUGUGUGUGUGUGUGUGUGUGUGUGUCAGUGUUGCAUUGGCUGUAACUGGACAGCGGAGUACAUGGAGGCAUGCAACACCACGUCACAUUCCGACAUGACAUCAAUGUGCUCCACCUUCACAGGGUUUCAGGGUGGAUCAGAUUUGGCACAGGGUGCGGACGCCGCCAUUUGGGGUACACCAGAGGCCAGACUCCGGAAUCGCAUACCGUCAGCGGCAAUGGGAGUGGAGUCUGCUUGUUGGCUAGAGGGGGUGCUGGGAUUUAGUAUAUGGGGGGGAUGACUGGGAUUUAGUGUAUAUAUAUGUGGGAUUUAGUGUAUAUAUGUGGGGUGGGGACUGGGAUUUAGUGUAUAUAUAUGGGGGUGGGGACUGGGAUUUAGUGUAUAUAUGGGGGUGGGGACUGGGAUUUAGUGUGUAUAUGGGGGGUGGGGACUGGGAUUUAGUGUGUGUAUAUAUGGGGGGGGGACUGGGAUUUAGUGUGUAUAUAUGGGGACUGGGAUUUAGUGUGUAUAUAUGGGGGUGGGGACUGGGAUUUGGUGUGUAUAUAUGGGGGUGGGGACUGGGAUUUAGUGUGUGUAUAUAUGGGGGUGGGGACUGGGAUUUAGUGUGUAUAUAUGGGGGUGGGGGACUGGGAUUUAGUGUGUAUAUAUGGGGGUGGGGACUGGGAUUUAGUGUGUAUAUGUGUAUAUGGUGGGGGGUGGGGGACUGGGAUUUAGUGUGUAUAUAUGGGGGGGGGGGGACUGGGAUUUGGUGUGUAUAUAUGGGGGUGGGGACUGGGAUUUAGUGUGUAUAUGGGGGUGGGGACUGGGAUGGUGUGUAUAUAUGGGGGGGGGGACUGGGAUUUAGUGUGUAUAUAUGGGGGAGGGGACUGGGAUUUGGGAUGUGUAUAUAUGGGGGCGGGGACUGGGAUUUAGUGUAUAUAUGGGGGGACGGGACCGAUGGACCCCGGGGGAUAUAUGGGGGACUGGGAUUUAGUGUAUAUAUGGGGACUGGGAUUUAGUGUAUAUAUGGGGGGGGACUGGGAUUUAGUGUAUAUAUGGGGGGGGGGACUGGGAUUUAGUGUAUAUAUAUAUGGGGACGGGGACUGGGAUUUGGAGUGUAUAUAUGGGGGACGGGGGCUGGGAUUUAGGGGUGUAUAUAUGGGGGGACGGGGGCUGGGAUUUAGUGUAUAUAUGGGGACGGGGGCUGGGAUUUAGGCAUGGGGGCAGAGGCACAGGAUUUAGUGUAUAUAUGGGGGACGGGGGCUGGGAUUUAGUGAGGCGGGGGCUGGGAUUUAGUGUAUAUAUGGGGGGCCGGGGGCUGGGAUUUAGUGUAUAUAUGGGGGGGGGGACUGGGAUUUAGUGUAUAUAUGGGGGUGGGGGACUGGGAUUUGGUGUAUAUAUAUGGGGGUGGGGACUGGGAUUUGAGUGUAUAUAUGGGGGUGGGGACUGGGAUUUAUAUAUGGGGGGUGGGGACUGGGAUUUAGUGUAUAUGGGGGUGGGGACUGGGAUUUAGCGUAUAUAUGGGGGUGGGGACGGUUUAUAUAGGGGGACUGGGAUUUAGUGUGUAUAUAUGUGAUGGGGGACUGGGAUUUAGUAUGGGGGGGGAGGACUGGGAUUUAGUAUGGGGGCUGGAGGACUGGGAUUUAGUAGAGGGGGAUGCUGAGGGGUUUUUAAUACUGUAGUUUUCAAAAUAAACCUAAGUUUCUAUGACAAUGUAAGGGUUUUUUUGUGGGGGUGCUUUGCGGUCCACAUUACCUUAAACCUUGUUUAUGUGGCCCGUGCUAGAUGAGUUUGACAUGCUGAUUGUUCCUUAGUCAUUUGUUCCUGGGCAUUGUCAGUGUCUGUUGCGGUCUCUCAUGUCUGUGAUUAUCUGACAUAUUACUUUUUCUUGGGCAAUGUGCACUAGUCCCUGUAGUACUUGUUUUAGUCCCUGAAAUGGAAUUGCUGGCUAAGAAUUCGGUUUAGUCACAAAAGCUUAAAACUACUAGAUUUUAUUUAUUUUUAUGGCUAGUCAAUGGGUUGUCAACCUGGUCCCUAGGAUCCUCAGUUUGAGAGAGUGGGUGGCAGGGCCGGACUAGCCCAGUUGGGGCUGGAGUGACAGCCCUAAUGAUCAUUCUGAUAAAUCCUCCCCUCGGACUGUGCCAGCCUGUCAGUCCAAGGGGAGGAAGGAGGGAGGAGCUUGGGGGCUGGUGUGGCUGCCAGCAGCUGCAGGGAGACCAAUCAGUCUCCCUGCACAGUCUCAAAUCAUUUCAGCCGCAUGCCCAGCCCCCAAACGGAUGCUCCGCCUCCCGCCCACAAGCUCCGCCCCCACGCACGUUACUGGGAAGCUGCCCACCGGACCAAGAGGACACUGAAAGGUAUUUACCUUUUUACAGCCCCCUACCUACCAUUGAUGCCCCCCACCUCACAGACAGUCCCUCUACCCGCUAUAGAGGCCCCCCUACCCACCUCAGAGCCCCACUAUACAUCAGCCUUACUUUUGCACAUUCCCUUUAGGAAGGUAAAAGAAAAGCAUAAAAAAAGAGAUAAAAAGGAAAAGAUCAAAAAAAUUAAAAAGGGAAGAAAAAUAGAAAAAAUGGGAUAAAAUAAAGGAGGACCGUACUUGUAAAAAAGGAGAAAGAAGGAGCAGAGUACUUGUAGCAUUGGAGAAAGAAGCAAAAGAAAAAGGAGAAAAUUGUUGUUGGCGAAUAAUAAGUGGGCUACCUAGCUCAGCCUUCCUGCUGGGCAUUGCUGUAACGAAGGUUAAAAAAAAAAAAAUAGGAAAAAAAAGUGGGGAGAGGAAUUGAGGAGGGGAGCUGAAGCACGGAUGAGAAAUCAUAUUAUGAGCAAACAGAGAAAUUGUCUGCAAAUUACCGAAAGAGGAGACCUUUGUUUGUUCCUUACGAAAAUCGAACCAGAUAUCAAAUAUUUAGUCUCAAAUAUCUCAUUAAUCACUAGUAAAGGUAAUUUCAAUUUACUUUGUUUUCUCAUUAAACUUUAUAAAGUUAAAAACAUGCAUUAAGUAGAAAUAAAGAUAAAUGUUUUUGUUUUUUUUAAAACACCCUCCUUUCGAAAAAAUAUUCUGCACUUGCGCGAAUACUGGUGGGCGGUAAGGAAAAGGGUUGACUACCCCUGGGCUAGUCAGUCGUUUUUAGUUAUGUGUGUUUCCACAAAAGGUGUUAAAAAAAUCAUGAUUCAGAUAGGCUUGUGAAAUGUUUACAGCCUCCUUAUUUCUGCUGCCGCUGUCUGCCAGUGCCAGACAGUCUUCCAAAUGAUAAGAUGAGUUUAAUUUGCCUCCACCGUGUUCAUCUUGAAAUUGCAGCGUGUAGUAGCAGCUGCUGGCUGCAGAGUGGGACCAAACCUCCUGUCUCUGACAGCAAGAAUUCAAUAUAGCUAUGUUUAAUAAGCCGAUCGGCUGAUUAGCAAUGCAAAUAUCUCACAGGUAAAGCUGUUAAUGCCAAAAUUGUUUUCAUAUUGUGAUUGUUACAGCAAUGCCUUGGGGGCUGUAACUGAAGCCAGAAUUUUGAUGUGUCCUCAGUCCAUAAAUCUGUUUGCAUGCCUGUGUCUUGCGCACAGAUUCUGUAGUUUUUCUGGACAUUAAGUCCAGGGCUCACAAUUUCUGCUUGCCAUUAGCUAGUGAGAAGUGAAAAUUUAGCCCUGGCGAAAAGAAAUUCCAUUUGCCAUGGUCCCUCCAUGUUUGUAGUGGCCAGUAACCUUUAUGGUCUGGCUUGUAGCCUAGGACAUGGAAUUUUAAGCCCUGUUAAGUUCCUAUUGCGCUGCAAUAUUUUCACAUUCACAUGUCUCUGCUUCACCAUAAUUGACAAGGCAGGUGGCGGCUUACUACUGGAUUGCAGAUGCACCCUGCUCGUUACAAAAAGGCAGCACCAGGUUUAAAGUGAAAUUAUCCUGCCGUCCAUUAAAUAAAAUGGGAUUUAUUCACCACACUGGCAUGUAUUUUGAGUGGACAAGUGAAUAUCAAAUUAUAGGGCAAAAGAGCAGACUUUGUGUUGUGCGUUUUUUGUUUCCAUCCCUAGAGUUUUGGUAUACUAGUACCUUGUGUAAACAGUGGAACUGCAAAGGCGCUGCUACAAGUAAUACUGGUUGUGAUUCCUAGAGUCACUUUUAACAUUAGUACAUUGCUAUUACAGAUUCAAGUUUGCCACAUUUUUUGUUUUGUGUGAUUUUGUUUUUCCAUGGGAUGUUAACCAUUUAAGGACAGCGGCAACUGUCCGCAUUCUGUUUUAGAUGAAAACAAAAACUUGAUUUUUAGCUAUAGGUUCGUUCCACCAUAAUGUAAGGGUUUGUUAAAGUGCUAGCAUGCAAUUUUACUUCUCAAAUUUUUGCUUAUAAUUUUUACACAUCCAGUGAAAAUAAUUUAAAAGAGCUCAAAACAGAUUAAUGUAUAUUUUCUGAUGGUUAAAUGCCUUAUGUUUAUGAUCUAAAUUUUUGGUAACACUACACCAACCUGCACACUGUUAUACCAACCUUACCUGAUGCUUAAACGAUUUAUAACCAUAUGCCUGCCCUAAUCUUACCCUUAACUUCAACCCUACACAUUACACUAACCCUGCUCCAACACUACAUGUAACCCCAGGGUAAACCACUGCUAACAUAAAUUCUGAUAUUCGACAUGGAUUUUACGUUAGCACAGUAGAUGGUGGUAUGUUGUUUUUAGAAUUCUACUUGGAGUAAUUCUGAAUAGAACCCAUGGUUCUAAUCAAUUAUAUAGAGAUUGGUACUGUAAAAGCUCAGCACCAAUCCUAAUCAGCUGGAUACAGGCUGGGAGGCUGCAGUUUUUAUGAAUUAAAGGGCUCUGCGGAGUAAAGCUGACUUCCAGCACUGCAGAGAGCUUAUCGGUCAGUCGAGGGCCCCAACUGACUUACAGAACCUCAGUAGUCCUGCUCACAAGACAGGGCCUGACAAAUUUGCUAGAAAUUUAGAAGCCAGCUAAAAAAGUUAGGAGUCAGAUUUUUCAACAUCAAAAAUACAAUUCUUAAAUGGACCUUAUAGUCACCAGAACCACUACAGCUUAAUGUAGUUGUUCUGAAGUCUAUAUACUGUCCCUGUCACUCAGCCUCUAGAAGUGCUUCCCGGGUCAGUGCGGGUCACACUUACAUUAAUGUUCCCCAUAGGGAUGCAUUGAUUCAUUGCAUCUCUGAGAAGUUGAUUGCGCAGCAUGGCAUUUUGCCGCACAUGCGCAAUAGUCUCCCAAUGUUUGUUUUUCUAUGGGAAAGCAUUGGAUUGCCUGAGAUCAAGAUUGAUUAACUCUACCAUGGAGGUGGGGGUCAGCCGUGGCAUCAACAGCAUGGUGUGAGAUAAAAGUGCGUUAAAACACCUUUCCCAUGUGAAAUUUUUUUUUUUUUUUUUUUGUGGGGGCAAGUCACCUAAACAUUACACACUCCCUGACAAGCACACAGACACUCACUGAUUACACACACACACUGCAAGACUAACUCAAAAAUCAUAACUUUUUUUUAUUUUAAAUUCACCCAGCCUCCCUACCUUUUGGAGAGCUGGAGUGGAUGGGCUUUCCCUGGGGUCCUUUGGGGCUGCUAUUUCCCUGCUCUGCUUCCUAGAGUGCUGUUUAGAUUUGUUAAGGGGUUAAAUUGGGUGAGCAUCGGAGAAUCCUCCUCGGGAGGAGACCUAAAUACUUUUUAUUUUUAUUUAUUUUCUUCUCUUUUUCUUCCUUUCCCCCCCUCCCUCCCUCAACCUCUUCUGCCACUCUGACUUCCCACCCAACACUACCCAUGUCAGUAAGUCUGUUACACAAAGUUUUCAACAUAUAAUGUGUUCUUCUCCAUCUAUAAUACUUUGCAUCACCAUCCUACAUAAUCUGUGACUCAAGCCAAAAAAAAAAACUCCAGAAAGGUCCUAACACGGACUACCACCUCCAAGCACUUCACUCAAUCACGUAUGACCAUACAUACGCCGGGUUCGGGCAUGGAAUAAAGUCUGUGGAAAUAGCAAUGUAACUGCUCACAAGUUAUGGAUAAGAUGUAAUGCUAACCUCAUGCGGAGGAUGCUUGCUAAUGUAUAUUUCCUUUUCCUUCCCCAUUUUUGAAUAUACAAAACCAAUAAAUAAAGAUUGUCCAAAAACAAACGGGUGAGAGCAUAAAAGCCCUUAGUGUUGUUGAUGGAAUACUGUUUUUACACAUUUAAAAUUGUGGCCAAAUAGAAUUUUUCAGUCUGUGCAGCAACAAAAUGUUUUUCUGUUCUAAUUGGAAUUUGACAUAUGAGGCAAAAAGAUUUCUGGUGAUGGGACCAAGCAUAGUCUGUUCAUAUUUCAUGAUGUCUGGUAUAGCGUUGUGAAAUGUGUAUGUAGAAAUAUAUAAUUUAGUGUAGAUUAUGACUCCCACAGUAAUAGGCCGCAGCACAACUUGCAAAUUGGAGGCCGACUUCCUAGCUGUAAUCCCUUUGCAUUAGUUGUUGAACUACAUAUCCCAUAAAUCUUCUUGUCCAUUGCAUUAAUUUUGGGAGUUGUAGUCCAUCAGUAUCUGGAAAGCCACAGUAUAACUAUGCGUGAGUUUCUUUUGUAAAGAAUUACAAUGUACUGUGCUUUAACCAGAGUCUUUUAUUGUUUCCAGGGGUAUCAGCUGACUGCCAUAGCUUUUGACUUCCAGCUGAUUCACUUGUUGAUACAGUAUAACUUCCUGUCCUUGGGUGUGGGGGGAAGGGUGAAGGAAGUGAUGUAAGACCCAACAGCUUUGUGUGAACUGUACAGUCUUUUAAUAAUCUGAGACAACUGACUAGCAGUACAGCCAAAUCCUAGAGAACUCUUCUUCCUCUGAUAGUUCUCCCUUAUAUAUGUUAUUACAAGAUAAAUCUGCCAGGGCUUGUAAUUAAUAAAAAGCAACUCAAUGAUGUUUGUUUUUUCUUUUGUGUUUUUUAAGAAUCCUGCAAGGUAAAUUUAUUAUACUGUGAUACCUCUGUUUACAAAUGUAAUGCGUUCUCCGGGACGUUUGUUAUUGCGAAAAAUUUGUAAACCGAAACGCGGUUUCCCAUAGGAAUGCAUUGAAAACCAAUUAAUCCAUUCUGGAGGUCAGAAAAAAAGUCAAAAUGAGCUGGCAUGGAAACCAACCCACAAUGCAGAACACACAGUAAAAGGCAUGCAAACGACAAACCUCAGCUCCCUACCUUUCCACCACUUGAGAAAUGCACCAAAAAGUCCCAAAACAACUGCAAAAAAAAAUCCAGAAUAGCUCCAAAACUCGAUUCAAAAGCCGCUCCCACACCUCCACACUCUACGCCACGUGCUACCCACAGACUCCAGCAUGCACGGGGCGGCACUAUAAACCUCCCAGGCACAAUGCAUCCGGGGGAAACUUGCUUUGUAUUGCGAAAGAAAUUUGUCAACCAAGGCAUUAUUUUCAAUUGUUUUUCAUUUGUUAACCGAAAAUUAUGUUAACCGAAGCGUUUGUAAACCGAGGUACCACUGUAUUUUGAUAAGUGGGUCUCCAUAUUAACAUUUCGAUAUCUAGAUCUGACUAUGUUCUCUUUAAGAGGUCUGCCAAUUGUCUGAAAUCUGUGUUCAAUGUAUUCCUCUUUCUGCCUCAGCCGUCUGCAAGUUGAUUAAUUUUUUUUUUUUUUUUUAAAGACCGUAACCAAAACUAAAGUGGAUGCGGUCUCGCCGCUAAAUCGUCUGAAUGUUUACUCCUUAAUUGUACUUCCAUUGGACUGCUGUUUAGUUGUCUAUUGAAAUCUAUAUGUCCUCUAUUUAAUGUUACUGGCAAUGCACAAACAACCAAAUUUAAAAGAUACUAUUCCACUGAUGGAGGCUAUGGGAUUUGGAAUUGCAUCCUGAACUGUAUGGUCCUAACCACCCAAUAACUAUAUACACCAACUCACAAUUUCCGUCAUGAAAAUCACUUCAGUAAUAACAUCCAAUAUGUGCAUCCAUACGGAUUUAAUGAAUGUAUUCCUAAAUUUACAUUGUCCUACUCUGCUAGCGAUGAGAUUAAUCACAGGUUUUUUUUGUUUUUGCACGCGUGUGUGUGUGUGUUGCUGCUCUGUGUGCAGAUAUAUAUGUAUCAUUAAAGGAACACUAUAGGGUCAGGAACACAAACAUGUAUUCCUGAUCCUAUAGUGUUAACACCACCAUCUAGCCCACCAGGGCCCCUCAUGCCUCCAUAAAUAUAGUAAAAAUCUUACUGUAUUCAAGCCAAACCACCUCCCCUCCCCCCACUCCAAAAAAACACAACCUGUGAAUAAUCUCAUCGCUAGCAGAGCAGGACAAGGUAAAUUUAGGAUGUCUUCAGUAAAGAGAUUUAGGAUCUAGGUGUUUCCAUGUGUAUGGCACGUGACUGCACAUUGGUAGAGUUAUAAUAAUACACGAUUUUACUACCUUGACAGAAGUUUCUGGAUAAUGUAACAAAUAUUUAAGCUGUUAAAACGGCAACAUUGUAUCUUGUCGGUACUUCUUUCUGUCAUGCAGUCUUUUUGUGGUAUCUGUGUUUGCAACUUCUUUUUAAGGUGGCUGGGGGGCUUUGUCUUUCCAGCUCUGAUAAAGUGGAUGAAAUGCUUAGUUGUAUUUUGUUGUACGUACUGUUUAGGAUAUUAUAGAGUUAGAGCUGUGACUUGAAAAAUGAACUGGCAUUCCAGCAUGUAUAGUUAGUGGAGGCAAGAUCAGAGAUCAUGUACGUCAUAACAUACCAAUGUCUAGUAAAAUGUUAAAUUAUUUUUAUAAAGAGAUUUUAAAUCGUAUAGUGAACUUAUUUUAGGCAUCAGAGUAGCCUUUAACCAAUCUCCUUUCUUUCAAUCGUCCUGAUUACAGGCAUGUCGUCCAGCUGCUGGCGUAUCAGUGAGUGAGAAUUCCUCUGCAUCGUGCCCCACUGCAGACGUCAUACGGGUAAGUGCACAUCUCAGUAUGGGAAUAGGUAUUGCGUGCGUUUGGGCUUUGAUGCCUCCAUAUAUUUGGUAAUAUUAAAGGCAUACUCUAUUCACCAAAACAACUUUUAGCUUAAAGAAGCUGUGCUCAUGUGUAGAUCAUGCCCCGGCAGUCUCACUGCUCAAUUCUUUGCCAUUUAGGAGUUGGAGCAAUUUUGUUUUUGCCCAUGUCCUCGUCACACUUCCCCUGGCUGUGACUGACACAGAAUGCAUGAAAAAUUAUGGUUUCAUUUUCAUUCAGCCUUUUGUGUGUGAUUAAGGUUAAAUAUGCAGAGCAGGAAAUAAAGAAAAAAACUUCUCACUCGAGUUCACAUCUGAUUGAAGAUGCUGUAUUAAAUAUGUUUUGGAGCCCAUUGUAUUUGUGGUCACUGUGAACCUUUUUUACGGAACAUGAGCAAAGAAUGUCCUUGUAUUUGAGUUCAGUUUUUUUUUUUUUUUUGUACGGAAGUAUAAAGCGAGCUAUAAAUUGUUCCCUCUCUCCAACACACCGCACCAGUGUCUCUUUUCUUUCAUCACUGUGUCACAAUCAUGCACGCACCCUGGGAUCUCUGUUGCAGGUCUAUUAUUAUUGGGUGUAGUCUCCUUCCCUUGUAAAUGUUCUUGCUAUAAAUAUUAUUUAAUUGUACAGCACAAGCAGUGCUCAUAACUGUGACUUGUUAAGGAAUGUGUGGUGUUUCGUCAGAGGAAGACCAAUGUAAAAAUAGUUUUGUUAUGAAUAAUAGUUUCUGAACGCUAGAGCCUAACAUUCUCCAUCUUUAGGCCUUGUACAGUGCUAGGGAGCAGAAACAGAGAUCAAAGCUGUCAAAGCCUCAGAUUUUUGUUUCCCCUUAAGAUAGAGCAGUUAAAACUUCCAUCUCAUACCACUGGACUUAAACAUGUGCUGUCAUCGCAAUGGCCACUUUUCUCCUGUGUGACUUAAAUUUUCUUAAACUGUUCUUUUCAGCGGCAGUGUCCCAGCAAUAAAAUGAUUUCAUUGGGUCAAUAAAUUUGUGGUUGAAUUUAGGAUGCUAUGGCAAGUCAGAACGUGGACAUGGCACGUACAUUUUUGACUCCCUGUUGGCUAGAUAAGAUUGACAGAUUGCAGCUCCUAUAGACUGCAUGACCGAAGACUCUCUAUAUGCUGCAAUGAUAGAGAAUGUCUUUCACAGCUUCAUAGAAAGCCCCGAGAUCAUUUUAGGACAUUGCUGGUUUGACUCUGCUAUAAUAUCAGUAUCUGUGAACACUACUAUGCUCUCUGCACAGAGUAAGUAAGCAUGAUAUCCACUUGUCACACUGAGAGUUGUAGGAGCAGGUGUUGGUUUUUACACUGACCUGAGACACAGAUGUCGAGAUGGAUCAGUCCUUGAUGUACAGCUUUCUUUGUGCAACCUGAUCCUGAGGAGAGGUGUGGCGACUAGUGACCUAUAGAAGAAAAAUUAGUACAGUCAGGGUUUAAAUCAAUGCUAGUGUGUGGCUUCCCCUAAAAUAUUGUUGACAAGUGGUGCCCUCCCUGAAUCCCCUACAUCAGUGGUUCCAAACCCAGUCCUCAAGUACCCCCUACCAGUCCAGGAUUUAGGGAUUACCCAGUUGUGUCUAAGGUGUUUUUUAGGAGAGAAAAAAAAACACUUUAGACACAACAGGGCAAUCUCUGAAUCCUGGACUGGUAGGGGAAACUUGAAGACUGGGUUGGGAAGCCCUGCCCUACGUCAUGCAAAUGUUGGUGUCCCUGCUUUAUUGGUGCCAGUUUUUCUGUAAUUGUAGUUAAGUAAAACAUGAGGUUUUAACCACUUUUGGUAUGUCCUAUCAGUUUAGUGAAUAAGUCCCUUUUGAGUUUUUUGAGCAUUGAUGGAGAUUAGUGUAACUAAUGUAGACUUAUUCUGAAUACCCCUGGCUACUGUAAGUGAAUGUCUCUAGAACAGGACUCAAACUACCUUCUCACAGACCUUUUAUGGUCCUCUAGUUUCUAACAGUCUGUGGGUGACAUGACGGGUGUCCAGUGUUUGACUGCACAGUCUACAUGUUUUGUUUGGAGAGUUUUUUUUUCUCCUCCUUCCACCAUCUUAUCUACCAUAGUACAAGAAGUGUUAACCGGCUAUGUCCCAGCAUGCUGUUUCCCCUUUUAUUUUAUAUUCCAUAUCUCUAGAACAUAUUCCAACACUUUUCUUCUCUAGCUGAACCGCAUUAAAUCGCUGUUUGGUGUUUUAUUUAACAGACCCCAUUGACUGUGUUGGUAGUUGAAACUCAAAAGACCAAUCAAGUCUGUCCCUGUUACACGUGAACUUUUAUUUAUUUAUUUUUUUGUUGCCUGGGACUUGCAUUAGGCUACCAAUAUAUCUUCUGUAUCUUGCAUGUGCUCGUGUUUGUAUCUCUGCACUCAUUUUUUUUUUCUUCUGUUCUUUGACAGAGAAUGAAGUUUCUGCUGCUCCAACAGAAGUAUCUGGAAUAUUUGGAGGAUGGCAAGGUUCUGGAAGCACUUCAAGUAUUGCGCUGUGAACUGACUCCCCUGAAAUACAAUACAGAGAGGAUUCAUGUCCUCAGUGGGUAAGCAUUUUGUAUGAUGUCAUUUUGUCUGCAGAAAUUAUAGCUACCACUGUACAGACAUGUUUGAUUGCAGCAGAAACACUAUGGUUCAGGCAGCCUCUGCCACUCCCACAUGCAUUGUGUUCACAGCAAUGCUAUUUCAAUCCUUGCAUAUUUAAUUUUUAUAAUUUAUUUUAAUCCUCUCCAUUAUAAAAUAAAGAAUGUAAAAUUAAUUAAGUUAAUAAUACAUGUAAGAAGCUGAUACAGCAGCAAAUAAACAGACUAAUAAAUAGAACUGCAAUGGGUUUUCUGGACUUCAUGUACCGUUUCUAACAGUGAUGUCAUAUUCUGGCAUCCCUGCAGGGCGCGCAAGAGGGAGCAGAGCAAGAAGGUUGCAGGCCCCUCCACUCUGCCUCAGCCGGCCACCACAGAGAUGUGUGUUGGCUGAUUCUGCAACAGCUGAACAGGCUGAUAAACACCCAGGUGUCAGGACAAAACUCCUAGUCGCAAUGGCGACCUGGUGCCUGGAAUUUUUUUGAGCCCUGACAUAUGUGGCUAGAUCUUUAUAAAUUAGGAGAUUGAAAAUACUAAAAGUCUAAAAAAAAAAAGAGGCUCAGAGCUGGGGUGUUUUUCUUUUAAAAAAAAAAAAGAGACAAAAUAUAGAAAAUACUGAAUACAUAUUAUGACUUGAAAAUCAGCACUGAGUACUGGUACACAGAGUUUAUCCAUAUAAUAUAUAACAUACUGGUUCCAUAGUUAGUUUUCACUAGGUUUUUUAAUCACUUUACUAUUCUAUCUCAGCACAGAGUUACCAUAUUUAGGGGAGACUGGCAGAGGUACUAGUUUCUCUCUAUUUCUUAUCUUGCUUUCAGGGACAGCAUAGAACACCCUUGAAGGUGUUUGCUUUAUGAGCUAUAGGAACAAUACCUUAGAUUUAUAGUCUCUCCUCUGCUAUGCUACCCCUCUACACCUUCUUUAAUGAGGUAUGAUUUUUUUGCUACAUCUCAUUAGGGACAGUAUAGAACACCCUCAAAGGUGUUUGUUCUAGGAGCUAUAGGGAUUUCAGUUAAGGUUUAUAUCUCUCCUUUUCUAUGCUGCCACCUUUUUAAGCCUUUUCUGAUGAGGCAUGAUUUCUUGCCAUAAACUAUUAGGGACAGGUGUUUCAUUUAGGAUAAAUAGGGGUGAUUUAUUAUCCUUUAUAUAUUUUUUAGCUACAUUGUAAUCACCUGGCUGCCUUUUUCAUGAUCAUUAUUUCUACCUCAUUUUUUUGAAGUUAAUAACUUUUUCAAAGCCUCUCUGUCUGCUCACUUCCCUUGCUGAUACAUAGUGUAUUUAUCCAUUUUAAUCCUUAUUCCGAAUUUCCAUUGGUAGUGCCUUUCCUUAUUUGAAUCAUAAUAAAGUAUUUCUAAUUUACAUUUUUUUUUUUUUUUGGCACUCUUUGGAACCAGUAUGUUAUAUAUUAUAUGGAUAAACUCUGUGUACCAGUACUCAGUGCUGAUUUUCUAAGUCAUAAUAUGUAUUAAGUAUUUUCUAUAUUUUGCCUUUCUGAGAUUCAUUUUUUUUUUGAGACUUUUAGUAUUUUCAAUCUCCUAAUUUCUUACUUUGGGUACAAGCCCCUUUAUUGGUGGAUCUGGAACCACCAUUCUGACCUUUGCAUAGAUAUUUUUUUCCUUUACAUUUAAUAGAUCUUUAUAAAUUAUUUGAUUAGCAGGCACAAUACAAGUAAUGAAAUAAUGGUGGUUAGGUCAAUAAGGAGUAGGUUUUCUAAGGGCUGCUGGAUGUCAAAAGCUGAAGAGAAUAGCAGUUCUAAAAUGAAGUCCGCAAGAACCAUGCAGCUAUGCAAGAAGGAUGGACCACAAUGAAGAGGACAAAUCUAUUAUUUGUCUUAUAUUGCAAGGUGACAAUGACAGGACCACUGCACCCAAACAUUGCAUUUUCUUUUAUUGAAUUUUUUUUUAUUUUUUUUUUAUAAAACUGCAAUGUUUACAUUGACGUGACGUGGAAGCUCAUAGAAUUCAAUGCUUUCCUAUGAAGCACUGUGUGCAUGAGCCACUCGCAUGCAUGCACAGACGCACGCACAUCCGGUCCUCAUAGUAGAGCAUUAGUUUUCAGCAUGCCUCAAUGAUGUCACUAGAGACUCAGAGUUAAACAGCACUGGAAAAAGGUGAGUAAACUGUAUUAUUACAUUUAGUGGAUGUGUGUGCAACUAAGAACAGGGGUACUUUAGAGUUCGGAAUACAGCCAACUAUAGGAUAUAUUUGGGGUGUAGGGAAAUCGACUUCUAACUAGAAGCAGAAAUAAAGAGAAUGGUCUGAAUAUGAGACAAGGCUCCAUUGCCAGUUGUCAUAGAAAGUCAGGUGUGAGUUCUGCUGCUGAACUGGGUUAAUCAUGUCCGCUGGUAGGAAAAGACCCUAUUUGGGUGUGUUUAAUGGGAAUGCCAAAAUACAGUUUUGAGUGUAAAUAUGAUGCUCAUUAGAAAAAAACACGAAUUGCCUAUAUACCCAUAGUUCAGCAUGCUAUAUCUUGUAUAUUUACCUUGUCCCAAGUACCUGUAGGCAGUAAUAAGUUGUUUGCUGCACUUGUGUUAGUGGGUUUUUUUUUUUUUAUUUUUUUUUAUUUUUUAUUAAUGGUAUUGAGUUUAAAAAAAGUGUUAAAUGCAAAAUAUAAUAUCUCAGUUGUCUGGAACUUUGCCAACACCACUAGAGCUAUGUGGAUGUGCAUUGUGGAUAUCACGAGUAAAUUACACUUGUUCGGGAGGGGAAAAUUAUUUUUAAUUGUGUAUAUGCAUGUACCUUCACAUUGGUCAUCUUCCUCAUUGGUACUCUGGACAAUGUAGAUUGGUACAUCUAGUAGAUGCCAAAAAUUUAGAUUUUUGUCGUGCUGUCUUGUGUAAUUUAAUGGGGGUUUUUUUGUGUGUGUGUUUUUAUUUUAUUUACUUUUUAAAAUUAUUUUUAUUUAGGUAUUUAAUGUGUAGUCAUGCUGAGGAUCUUCGUGCAAAAGCAGAAUGGGAAGGGAAAGGAACCGCUUCACGCUCCAAACUUUUGGAUAAGCUACAAAGUGAGUGUUACUCUUCUCCUUAUACAUUUAUGAUUGCUUUUGGUAAUAUUUUAAAAUAAAAAUGUAUUUACAUCUGCGUACGGGUGGUUAAAAGGUAGAUCUCCAACACUUAUAAUUGCAGUACUAAAAACUACAUUUUGCCAAUACAUAUUGCCAUAUUUGCAUUUAUUAGCAAAUCGUAAAGAACUCUUAUGAGUUACUGUAUUGUCUGCCUCUAUUACACAAUCAUGAUAAAUAAGGUCUCACUUUGAUAGCUCUUUUAAUUAUCUUCGAAUAUUAACCUAAAAUCUGACUUCCUCUUGAAGCCUACUUGCCACCAUCGGUCAUGCUGCCCCCAAGACGUUUGCAGACACUGCUCCGGCAAGCUGUGGAGUUACAGCGAGACCGGUGCCUGUACCACAAUACAAAACUUGACAAUAACUUGGAUUCUGUGUCUCUGCUUAUAGAUCACGUCUGCAGCAGGUACGUGAAUACCCAUAGUAUUCCGGUACAAGUUUGGUAAAUGUGCUAGGCUAUCUCCUUAUAGAAUGAUGGGUGCAGGCUUCAUAUAAUGAACAUUUAAACAGAUACAAUUGCCCUUUGCUGUGUAUGGGCCAAAUACUGGUGUGUUUUUUGUUUUUUUUUAAAUCAUUAUUUUACUAAUGACUUAUCUCUCUCCCUCCUCCCUCACUUUUUUCUCUUUCUCCCAUUGAAGGAAGCAGUUUCCAUGUUUCACACAGCAGGUCCUUACAGAGCAUUGUAAUGAGGUUUGGUUCUGUAAGUUUUCAAAUGAUGGCACUAAACUAGCAACCGGAUCAAAAGACACAACUGUUAUAAUAUGGCAGGUUGAUCCAGUAAGUAUUAAUGUUACAUUGCUUUAUUGCUUUUUAAACCUGUUUUGUUAAAACGUGUUGCUUAGCAGAAUAGAAAGGCCUCAGUGUCAUUUGUUUCCUUCACACCACAAUUGUAAACUCUGAUAGGCAUAUACUUGUUUAAAAUAUUUUACUGAAUGCAGAUAAUUUUAAGGAUGGCUCAUACUGUAGAUUGUCACUAGUGAUUUUUCCUUUGUCUGUAUUAAACCUUUUUAUUUAUGUAUGACAGUAUCAAAGAACACUGAAUUAUUUUAUUUACUUUUUGUACGUAUUGGUAGAACACUAGGCCAGUGUGGGGCCUGCUGUAUGAAUGUCAUGGCAAGUGUGUGUUUAUCUCCCGUGUAAGUAGGCUUGCCUAACUGGCCAAUCUUGCUUGCUUUUUUAUUUUAAUCUUCUAACACAGUCCCCAACGAGGAUGGCUGUAACUAUUCUUACAAGCUCAUGUUGUGCAGUGGUCCAUCCUCAUAAGAUGCUCCAUGUCUGCACUGCAUAAUGUCCCUGAGUCUCGCUGCCUCUUUUGCUAUAAUUAUGGUCAAUCUGGGAUCACCUUGUUUUGAGUUGUCAAGUGACCUCUUUAAACACACACACAACAAAAAGGAAUGUUAAUUGCCACCAUUCUAGAUUCAAAGAUACACCGCACAUCCCAAUCUGCCUUUUCAUAUUUCUAUUGUGUUAGAACUGUCAGUAUAUUUCUCCUGUUACCAAUUCUUUCCUCUAUAGUUUUACUUGGACUGGUUAGUUGACAUGCUCUUCUUAGGAAUAUAGUUAAUCUUUCUGCUUUAUGGCUAAAUAUUAAAACAAUGAUUUUGUUGAUAUUUGGAAUAUAUUAUGAUCCGUUCUUGGACCAGGCUUUUAGAAACCUUUCUAUGGAAUUUGCUCUAAUUUUGAAACUGUGCCUGUGUGCAGCAAAGUAUUUUAGCAUUAAAGGCAAACUAACAAAGUAAAUUACUCCUCUGUUUGAAACCUUGUAUAAACCAUGUGAUUAAAAGAAGUAACCAGGUCACGUUUGAGUGAGUUUGCCUACUGCUCCAGGCAAACUCCUCCCACACCAGGAAUAGACUCUUACCACUUAAACCCCGGCCCAGUUAUUUGUGUGGUUGAGGGAGUGGCUCCAAGACCAGGAGACAGCACCAUAUCCAAUACAGUAUAAUGAGCUAUGUUUGAAGAGUCCCUCAGUGUUCCCUACUGCACUACGUUAGACAAGUGUGAAUAUAUUUAUAUUGAAAUCUGCUCUUUUUUUGUUUUCUUUCUUUCCUUCCACACUGUAUUUUAACUGCAUUUGCCAGGUGCUCCAGCAGAUGGCAGCCAUAGUUUCCAGUUGCACCAGCAAGAAUAAUGGAUCAUGAUUUUAAAGUGUGCAUCAAUAUGAUAAAUAAUACACGUUAUAAGUAUGUUGAUAAGAUAAAUAUUUUCUGUCAAGCAAUUUUGUGUAAAACAAAGUAAUGGUCUCUAACCUCCUCUCUCCCCUUCUCCCCCCUUUCCAGGACACAUACCAGCUUAAGUUACUUAAGACAUUAGAGGGGCAUGCAUAUGGGGUUUCGUACCUUGCCUGGAGCCCAGAUGACAAUUACCUCGUUGCAUGUGGCCCAGAUGACUGCUCGGAGCUCUGGCUGUGGAAUGUACAAGUAAGCAUUUUAAUGGUGACUUAGUCUCACUGUAACAACUGUAUGUAGAAAGACUUGUAGCAAACCUGUCUGUUGUACAGUGGGCUCCUAGCUAAUUUCAUUCCUGACAUGGUAUUGGGGUAGCCACCCAACCUUUGUAGGAUUGCAACAAUAGUAUUAUGUAAUGAACUAUGCCACUAUUCUUGUGAUUUACUCACUAAAUACCACAAACCCCUAAACCACUUCAGCAAAUACUUUAUAAAUGGGCUGAUUUCAAGAAUCUACCAUAACUUCUUUACCAAUGGUGUUUACUGUGCUGGGCUCAACAAUCCAAAGCAAUGUGUUUGCUUUUUGUAAAUAUGGUUGGUUCAUUAAAGGUCUGUUAAUGCUGUAUGCAUCUACUUUAUUUUAUUUUUCCCUCCUCUUUCCAGACAGGCGAGUUGAGGACAAAAAUGAGUCAGUCUCAUGAAGACAGUUUAACCAGCGUGGCUUGGAACCCAGACGGCAAACGCUUUGUUACAGGAGGACAGCGAGGGCAGUUUUACCAGUGUGUAAGUCUUUCAUUAUGUGGACAUGUUAAUUGUUGCAUCCUACAGCCUGUUUAAAGGGACACACCAAAACUGUUGUAGUAAUUAGGCUGCCAGGAGUACCCUCCCCCUCAACUAAGUAGUCAAACUAUUUUACUUUUUACCGCUACCUGCCUCUCUGCAACCUAGAAGCUCUAUGACUGAGUAAAGCCUGUUGGUGCAGGGCAUAGCUCAUUAGCUGUCAUUCUCAGCUGGCCCUGUACGGAGAGUUUAGUGUAAGCACCUAGGUGCUUCUAAGCCUUCAAAUAGGAGGAGGAGAGGCAGGAAGCUGGGCCCAGCAGACCCUAGGUAAGAAGUCAAAUGGUUUGACUACUUACAUUGAGAGGACCAGGUUAAUACUGGCACCAUAACUACUUCACAAGCUAUAGUAGUUAGAUUUGGAGUGUUCUUUUUAAUGUGAAUGAAUCAUGCACAUUUCUGUUUUUCUUUCUCUUCAAUGUAGGAUUUAGAUGGAAAUCUACUAGACUCCUGGGAAGGUGUAAGAGUGCAGUGCCUGUGGUGCUUAAGCGAUGGAAAGACUGUCUUAGCUUCAGACACUCACCAGCGAAUUCGAGGCUAUAAUUUCGAGGACCUUACAGAUAGAAAUAUGUGAGUUAAACCUUGGGAAGCAAUGUGAUUAUCUUCUAUCCCAGGCUGCAAAGGAUACUUUAUGCUCCAUAGCAGCUAUACGUUAGUGUAGUAAUUAUGGUCCCUAGAGGCUAUGAGUAAUAUUCCUAUGGCUUUUGGCAAAAAUGCUACAAACUACUAUGUCACUGCAAGGGAAGUUAAACUUAUGUUUUGUGGUUUGUUUCUUUUUUAUGUUGUGUGUGUGUGUGUGUGUGUGUGUGUGUGUAAGUGUAAGCGUGUUAUAGAGAAACCUGUGAUUGGACUGUUUCACUGACUCUGAGCACAUGUGGGCAAUCUGAGUUGCUAAAUACAGGGGGGUUGGCGAGAGGACAAAACGAAAUAGGAGCAGUAGAGGGAGAAAGGGAGAGGCAAGCCAUGCUAUACCGGCAAGAAAAAGAUUAAUACGCUGGUCAGCGAGCACUUUGCGCUGUAGACUAGCGUAAAGUAUGCAGAGUUAACAUUUGGCUACCAACUGAUAUUUGGGCUACCUAAUUGAUAGGUGUCAAGGAGAGGGGGUUGCAACUAUCCCUCAUUUCUCCGUUAAAAUAACUCAGGCAGUGUUUCAAACUGAAACAUUGCACAUUCAGGCUCUCUACCACCAUGACUACUUCAAAUCACUAAAGUGGUCAUGGUGUUUGGAGUAACGCUUUAAGCACUGAAGCUGGCUCUGUGUUUGACCUAUGUGCUACAAUCAAAAGAGACGUAAAGAGGGGUAAUAUUUUUUGCAUUUGAAGUAUUAGGUUACUUAGAAACGUUUGACAAAUUUAUUUUUUUUGUCUCAAAGAAAUGUGCUGAAUUUAAGAUUUUAUAUAUCGGUUUUCUUUUGUUUUUGUUUUUUUUUUCAUCUAUAUUUUAGAGUGCAAGAAGACCAUCCUAUAAUGUCAUUCACAAUAUCAAGGAAUGGAAGACUAGCUUUGUUAAACGUAGCAACUCAGGUAAAGUCUCAGAUGCAUUAAAUCCUGUAUGUCUUUAUACAUUGGAUUCUAUAUUAGUUAUGCUAUAUAUUUGUUUUUAAAUCUAUUUCAUUAUUACUGUGUUGAUUUCUUUUCAAGGGUGUUCAUUUAUGGGACUUGCAAGAUAGAGUUUUAGUGAGAAAAUAUCAAGGCGUAACUCAAGGCUUUUACACAAUACAUUCGUGUUUUGGAGGUCAUAAUGAAGACUUCAUCGCUAGUGGAAGUGAAGGUAAUGGAAGAUUUAAUUGCUCAUUACAAUGGGUGUCAAAAAGUUCCGAUACCUCAGAUUUCAUCAAAGUGGAGGAACUGGGAACAUCAGACAUACAUGUUGUGUAUUGUUUCAGCUCAUGAGUGUGUUUUUAAGCAAAAUGUGAAGGAAUGUGAUGUUUGCUUUGUAUUUCCACUAUUGUAGUUUACGGUGACUAGUGGUAUUUCUGGUUGGUUGUUUUUGUUUGGUUUUUUUAAGUUUAAUUACUGCCUGUUUAAAAAAAAUUUGUUGUCCCCUCCUCCUUCUCCGUCCACAGACCAUAAAGUGUAUGUUUGGCACAAACGCAGUGAGUUGCCCAUUGCAGAGCUGACCGGGCACACACGCACUGUAAACUGUGUGAGUUGGAACCCUCAGAUUCCCUCUCUGAUGGCCAGCGCGUCUGACGACGGUACUGUUAGAAUAUGGGGACCAGCACCUUAUGUAGACAACCAGGAGUUUGAAGGUAAUGUAGUAAUCUGUGCUGUUUAGAAAACCUUUUAUAGAUUUCUGCAGGGUCACACUGUCCCCUUUUCACAAAGCAACUUCCGGACGAGGUACUCUGCUUGGCUAAUGAGAGAACAGUGUGCACUGAGCUGCUGACAUGAAUCCAACUCACAGCCAACUGCUCUCCUCUUAUUGGUCUCCUUUUCCAUUUGCAUGGCUAUGGGAGAGGAAUCAAUUGAUCUCUCAUUGACUGAGCUACACUGCUCACCUUCCAGUCAGGAGUACAAUAUGUGAAAAGGGGAGAAGUGACUGUGGUUGGAGUUAUGUAGCAGAAAGCUAUUAUAUAUUAAGACUGAAGUACACAUUCCAGUAUGGGAUGUUCCUAUAAAAAUAAUUUUGCAACUCACUGGUCUGGUUACACUCCAGAACAUGUAUCUCGUUUUGGGGAGAAGUUAUUCAUUAAACUUGAGGAAAAGGACUAACUGAUCACUAAAUUAAGGUGUUUGCAAAUAUUUGCAGCUCUGCUGUUUCAUCUUAAAUUUAUUUUGUAUUAUUUCACGAUCUGAUCAGCACACUUCCAGUUCAGUGAAUAAAGCAUAUGCCGGUUGAAAUAAGUGUAUAUAUUUUCUUGCAUUUGGAGUAAAACACAGUUAAUUUCAUUAUCAGCUAGGACUCUGCCCAUUUAUUUAUUUUUUGCGGGGGAGGUGGGAUUGUCGGACGACAUUAAUGUCUGACAUGGGAAUCAGACUAUUAGGACAAUGUCUUCACACUAUAUAAUUAAGCAUAUGUUAGAACUUGGCAAAUCAUUAAAUUGCACAUGUAUGUGUUUUUAUAUAAUUUAUUGUAGACGUUGUGCAACUGUGAUGUCAAUGUGGUUUAAGUAAGUUAAAAAUUAUCUCUCUCUCUCUCUCUCUCUCUCUCACACAUGUUCUUACAAUUCUGUUCUAGAGGAAUGCAGUAGCAUGGAUAGUUGAUGGCGAUUUUGGCGCAGACGACUUCUCUAACUUAAUAUUAGUCGUAUUUUUUAAAUGGCUUGGGAUUGGUGCAAACAAACAAGAUUGAUAGCUGGACAGACGCUUGCUGAAGGAAAACACAAAAAAACAAAACAAAUUCAAGUCUGAUGCCCUUCUUGGGCCAAACAUCUGCCACCCUGCUUCAUAGUACCCAGCUCAGAUGAAGCACGUCGUUAGAAUGUUUUUGGACACCGUGUCUCCCCCCAUCGGUUGUGAAGAACUGUGCUAUAUUCAGGCUAUCCAUUGAACUCAGUAUAUUUUCCCUUCUGCCUCUUUGUCUGGCAGAAUGCCAUCCUUGUUGCUCUUCUGUGUAAUGACGUUUAAAUGCUUGUUUGGAAAAAAAAAAUUAUUUAACAGUUUAGAAGGCUUGAUAGAGUGCUUUAGUCAGAGUAUCCGUUUAAUAGGGAAGUACUUCCUUUCUCUUGUUUCACACACAAAAAACUCUCCGCCUUAUUUAGCCUGAGAUCUUUCCAGCUUGGUUCAUGGAUAGUAGCCUUAUGUUUUUUUGUUUUUUUUUCUGUUUUGUUUUUUUUGCAGAGAACAGCAGAUCCGGUUCCAAGCAGUAAAACGAUGUUCAGGUCAAACAAAAUAUCACAUUUGACAAUGAUAAUUAAAACAAAAAACACAAAAAAAAGUUUUGUACUUUUCAAAAGAUAUUACAAACCCACAAGUGUGUUAUACCCCUGUAAUGGGUUAACAGCACAAUUUUUUUUAAAUAAAUUAAGUAUUUAUAGGACUAUAUUGACUUCAUUUGUAUAAGUUUAAAAUUCAAACCAGCUAUUGUAUCUACUAUUUACACACCACAAGAGGCAUUUGUCUUGUGAACCAGCCUCGUUGCACAGACAGUCCUUGCAGGGAGGAAAUGGGAAUUUAUUUUAUUAUUAUUUUUAAUGGAUUUCCUUUGUAGAUGUCAAUUUCUUUAGCUGCUGAUUUUGAGUAAAUUGCGCCAAGCUGAGGCACAAAUUUUAAUAUCUGGCUAAAAGGUUUUCCUUAAGCCCACUUAAAAGAUGUGGUUGGAUGCAUGAUAUAAAAUCCAUGCUUUAGUUUAGUGAUGGCAGGAAUUGAUUAGAUGCAUAUAGUCCAUAACCUGGCCUAAAUGUGAUAGACCAGCAGUCAAAACUAUUUCUUUCCAAAUGUUGGAAUGUGUAGUUUUACUUUUGCCUUCCAGCUGUCUACUUAAACCACAAUUCCUUGCUCUACAGCUUCUGGCUUUUAAAUGCUUACUCUCCAUUUAUGUAUAAAUAUAAUAUAUAUAUUUCGGGGUUCUGUUAUACUUUUUAUUUUUUUUCGUACACCUCAUAUACCAUACAGUAUCAGUACGCCUACAGUACUUGUACCAUGAUACAUACAAUGGGAUGUCAUACUGAUCACAGCUGCUAGCGCUAAAAUUGACUCACACAUUUUGUGCUACAUUGUAGGAACUCUAAAUGCCCUGCUUACGAAAACAGUGUGACCUUUACUCCCAUUUUGUCACAAAUAUGUCACUUGAGGUUGUUUUGCACAAGUUAGGCUUUAAUCUCCAUCCGUUGAUGGCUGCACACACCUGUCUUAGAAACAAAGCACUUCAUUUAAAAUAAACAUAGGGUGAUUAUCACUUAUUGUACCUUAACAUGUAGGCUCCCAUUGUUACAUAUGGAUUUUUUUAAUUUUAUUUAAAGGCAAGUAGAUUGUGAAUGUGCAUUAAUCGUGGUCAUCUGGGGGAUUACAUGAUAAUUAGAUAAUGUUUUGGUGGUGGUCUCAAAAUGUAGAUUGUAAAUUGGAAAUGAAAAAAAUGUAUAAAGAUGGAUUAUGGCUCUUUAACAGUACAAUAGAGAAAAGGAAUUGUGGUCAUCUCCCCCACUAUUCUAGUCCUGCACUCAACAUUCUAGUUAGGUGAUGGCCAGUGACUGGCUAAGCAUCAUGGCAAAUGUAACCUUUCACCGUUUGCAUUGCCAAGGUUUCCCACUGCCUGUCUAGUCCUUUAAGAUUCCAUUAAAGGUUGUUUUGGUAUAUUGAGGGCUUUAAAGUAACACCCAUAUAACAUGUUGCAUAACUCGUAGACUCUUCAGUUAUCACAGAAUACGUUUUUGUUUUGUUUUUUGUCUUUUAUAUGUAUACUUAUAAAAUCACCCCUUCUCUUACAUCCCAUUAUUUUUCAUAUAAUCUCUGGUUUAUAAAUGUUUUGUGUUGCUGUUAGUGGGUCAUAUUUAAUGGAUUCUGGGAGGGCUAGGCAGGUGAUUAAUUUCACUCUUGUGGGUUACCAGGACUGACACACAGUUUGUAUUAAAUAUCAUAUCCAAUCUAUGCAAUGCCCAAGGCAGCUUUGUCCUAUUUCCUGGGGCUUUGCUCUGGGACGGGUCCUAAAGCUCACCUAUUUGCCAACCUGCUGCAUAUGUGCUCUACUAAUUAAACCGUGCGUUGUCUUGAGCUGACAACAGACUUGCGAAAAAGAUUGGUUGUAAAACAUCUUCUCCUACCUUUAAACCUAUUGUAAACUGGCUAUUGUGAAAUACCUGUAGCAAGUUGGAUGCCUGCUUUAACCCGUCCCCGUUUGGCAGACGCUAUUUCGAGUAGUGAGUUCUUGAGUGUACAACGUGCAAACCAUUGCCUUAAAUGCUAAACUGCUAAGAUUUGUACUAACCCUUUUAUUUAUACAGCCUGAUUUUUUUUUUUUGCUACUUAUCGCCUAAAAAAUAAAUUGUCAAAAUAAACAUAGAAACCCUUGAUCCUGUUAUAAAGAUAAAACGGACUUUAUUUUCUAGUUAACGGGCUUCCCAUAAUUUCACAAUUUAGUAGGGCUGUUUUACCUGAUCUGUAUUACAGCAUACUGCUGUCCUAAGGUUCAGGUAAGUAGUUUACAGACUUCUCAUUCCAGGUGUUAUUGGACACUAAUGUCCUGGCUUUAUAUGUAAAAAUGGAAAUUCUAGAUUAUAAAGUCUGAAAAUGAAGCCUUUGGUUUUAUCUUCCUUUGCCUUUAGUAGACCUCAUUUCUUUUCCAAAACCCCAUAUUUAGUUUAAGUGUUGAAUACUGAAUACCUCUAAAAAUGACUGUAAUAGUUACAUAAAUAUUGCCAGAGAGUCAUGCAAUGUGUUUAUUUGGUAUUUUUAUGCCAAAAGUUUGUAUCCCUGAAAACAUUUUGGUACAUGUCCUUAACCAGUGAAAGUAGGGUCUUGUUCUACUGCUGCACUAGACAAAGGCUCUUGUGUCUUAGACGUCCCCAGGUCAGCGACUACUUACUCAUGACCACACUGCUAUUCACUAUUACUCCAUCCCUUUUAUAUAUCGCCUCCUCUCCUUCCCGGCAUGGUAAGUACUCAAGAACAGUAUGUGUUGUACGAUUAUUGUGCUUUGUUUUGCGUUAGGAUGUGCUGUUCAAACCUACACAAUCUCAGCCACUCCCUUUGUUUUGUUUUAUAGGGAGAGUAUGGGGAAUAUGAAUAGAGAUUUCUGUAUCUGCAUUCUUUCUAAAGCAUGAGAACCUAUCACAAGGUUUAUCCAGUAUUCACUGGAAAGUUAAAAUUUUUUGUUUGCCUACGAUUUCUCUCCUUUGCCAGUCAUUGGUUACUUAAUCCAGGACUAAUGUUUCUUCAAAAGUAAUGAUUGAUAAAGCUUUUAAAAGCAGUUUUACUUUCCCAUCAGGUAACAUCGAAUUACUAGGUCCAUCAGUCAAUUUCUAUUGCUUCUGUAAUUUGCCAAAAAAAAAAAAAAAAACUAAACCUUUACCUUGUCCCAGGUAAUGUGGAUUAAGUGACACGAGUGGUUAAAGGCUUCUGUGCGCAUUAGCAAAAAAAGUCAAUGGAACCACCUGCAUUUGGCACGUCAUGUGAUUCUGAGCCAUGUUUAAAGUCUCCACAGGAACUCCAGUAUAUUUUUAUAAACGUAAAUUUCCACGUGACACCAUCCUUUAUUCCCCCCCCCUUAUUUAGUGUCAAUCAUUUACUAAACGUGAUUUUAGAGCAUUAAUCCUAGCAGAUGCAGGAACCCUUAAUGGCAUCUCAGAAAAAAAAUAGAAAAAAUAUAUUUAAGGGGUUUGGUUGAGUACAGACCCACAAAGCAUGUGUUACGAACCAAGCUGUAGGGAUCAAAAAAUCCAUUUUUAUUGAUCUCAAGAUUUUUUAAAUUGUCGAGAUUUGUAUGGAGUUGUGGUGGAACUAGUUAAACAAUUAGAGCUUUUGGUAUGUAAUGACUAUUUGCUAUGGACUGAUAUUAAAUGUUUCAAAAGAUUGCGUUCUUAAAUUUUUCUGGAUUUUUUUUUUUUCUUCUUCUUGGUUUCUUUUGAGCUAUUACACAGUUUCAGUUUCUUUGUAUAUCACAUUAAAGUAUAACGCUGGGUCUUCAAUAUUUAUUUUUCACUGUUUUACUAAAUAUUUAGGGAACACCCUAACUUUUUUUGUUUAAUAAAUGUGUAGUGUUUUUAAACUUUUGUUUAUUUUUUUUUUUUAUAUACAUAUAUACUUUAAAAAAUCUUUUAAUAGGUUUUUUUAUUUUUAUUUUUUUUUUAUUAUUAUUAAUUGACCAUGUCAGUGCACGGCACUCAACAAAAUCGUUUGUAUUCCCUUUCUUUAAAGUCAAUAAACAGAAUGAAUAACUGGA
Messenger RNA from Pelobates cultripes (western spadefoot toad), 36607 nucleotides. The record is from the annotation of a GenBank genome assembly. Lineage: Eukaryota; Metazoa; Chordata; Amphibia; Anura; Pelobatidae.